GUUUUCCGCAGUGGACGAGCGUUUGCAAGAAGGGCAAAUUCCGAGAAAGGCGAGACGAGACGGGCUCGACAAUCUGAAGACAGACACGGGUGCAAGCAGCGCCUGCAAUGGGGAUUCUCAAUGCCCUGCCCACUUUCUUCAGCCAAUGGCUGGAUGCAACAAGCCUUUUUAUUUUCCUCCUGGUCUUCUUAUUGGCUGCAGACUACAUCAAGAACAGAGCGCCCAAAAAUUUCCCACCGGGUCCCUGGAGUCUCCCUUUUGUCGGCAACAUUUUCAACAUCGACCCUCUAAAGCCGCACAUCUACAUGUGUAAGUUGGCAGAGCGCUAUGGAAAUAUCUUCAGCCUGCGCCUAGGGAGAGACAAAGCCGUGGUCGUCAACGGGUUCAAGAUGGUCAAGGAGGCCUUGGUCAACCAAGGAGACAUCUUCGCCGGUCGGACGUUAACACCGGUGUUUGAAAGAAUCAACAGAGGCCAAGGUCUGUCCAUGAGCAACGGGUACAUGUGGAAGCAGCAGCGCAGGUUUGCUAUGUCCACGUUCAGGAAUUUUGGAGUCGGGAAGAAGACUUUGGAGUCCACCAUCCAGGAGGAGAGCCGAUGUUUACUAGAAGCCAUCAUGGAGAAGAAAGGGCUGCCCUUCGAUCCUCACCUGCUGCUCAACAACGCCGUCGCCAACAUAAUCAGCUCGGUGAUAUUCGGACGGAGGUUCGAGUACAGCGACACUCGAUUCCAGAAGCUGCUGGACGAGAUCUUUGAAGCCCUCUACCUGGAUGGCAGCGUGUGGGGUCAGCUCUACAACGCCUUCCCCACUGUGAUGAAGCGGCUGCCUGGGCGCCAUAACGACAUCUUCAGAAACUACAAGAAAGUGGUGGCCUUCCUGAGGCAGCAGAUUCAGACGCACAGAGACAACUGGGAGCCAUCAGAGCCACGGGACUACAUGGACAGCUACUUUGCCGAGAUCAUUAAGCGCCAGGAUGACCCUGAGGCCCAGUUUGAUGAUGAGAACUUGUGCUACUGCACUCUAGACCUGAUCAUCGCUGGCACAGAGACCUCCUCGACCACCCUGCGCUGGGCGCUGCUCUACAUGAUGAAGCACCAGCAGGUCCAGGAGAAGGUCCACGAGGAGAUAGACCGGGUGAUUGGACAGGCACGCCAGCCUUCAAUGGACGAUCGUCCCAAUAUGCCCUACACUGACGCCGUCAUUCACGAAGUGCAGAGGAUCUCAAACAUCGUCCCCUUGAACCUGCCCAGACUGACCACCAAAGACACGACCCUCGGAGGCUACUUCAUUCCAGAGGGCACGCAGAUCAUCCCAAACCUGACCUCCGUGUUAUUUGACAAGAAUGAAUGGGAAACGCCCGACUCGUUCAACCCACGCCACUUUCUGGAUGCCAGCGGGGCGUUUGUCAGAAAGGAAGCUUUCAUGCCAUUUUCAGCAGGUCAGAGGAUUUGCCUUGGAGAGAACCUGGCCAAGAUGGAGCUCUUCCUGUUCUUCACUUCCCUCCUUCAGAAGUUCACCUUCCACUCACCAGCCGGCGUAGAGCCCAGCUUUGGCUUUCAAGUGGGACUCACGCUGUCCCCACUGCCCUUCCAGAUCAGCGCCAGCGUGUGCUAGCCUUACAUCUGACGGACACAAGAUGAUCCCGAGGUCCAGAAAUCGCUUGGCUAAUCACUGCACUCCAUGCUGCCCCGUCCUUUCCGAAAGCUUUAAAAUGGCCACCUGCCUGCCUACUGAGGGGCUGGCAUCAGAACCCACUCGCCACCAGUGGCCCCCAUAAUGGCUCCGCUUCACUAAAUCACUCUGUCGUCCCAAGCGUCACAUAAUACACCUUGGGAACACGCUUUCCAAAUAAUUCCACGAGCCAUCGCCCCUUACCCUUUGUCCCUGUUCCUACCCUUUCAUCUCUUCCAGUCCCCCUUACACUCCAUGGCAGUGUGGACCUGGACAGCAUUGUCCAAAAGUUAAAUCCACUCGGAGCCCCUCAAGGAUAAUGACAAGGGUUUUUUUUUAAUUUGGUGCCCCUUGAUUCUAGUGACCUUCUAUGUGAAUGAACCUCCACUUACUGUCCACUAGAUGUCCUCAAGUAGGUCAUUGCCUACUCAGUGAGACAACUUGGCCACCUCAGUGCUGUCAAUGGCUUAGUGGGCUGUGCAGACCUGCACUUGGUCCCCAAGUCACCUUUGCUGUUCCAGUUGGUCCCCAAGUCACCUUUGCUGUUCCAGUUGGUCCCCAAGUCACCUUUGCUGUUCCAGUUGGUCACCCUUCACACCUUCUACUUCUACUAGUUCUUGUUUUUUUAUACUGUGCUGUCCCAGAUCUUAGUGAGCCUUUGUGUGAAGGUUAACCAUCUUAGCUGCGUUUCCUUAAUUGUCCAGUAGGUGUCCUCACAUUUCUAAUUGACUACUAAGUGAGAGAACUCGGCCGGCUCAGCCUUUGAGGAUUCUGAAGAUCUGGAACUGGCUCCUCUGAUGUCUUCUCUGUGCCACAUGGACAUGUGGGUGAACCUGGUUGCUUUUCACAGGGUCUGGUGUCACUAUGUCUUGUGUCCCUAGAUUGUAGUGACCUUCUAGGUAAAGCGUUUCUUAGAUUUUCUUCCACUUGCUAUCCAGUAGUUGUCUUCAAACAUUUCAUUAAGUAAGAAAACUCAUCCAAGCUUAACUGUGCCAAUGGCUUUAAGAACUGUGAGGACCUGCACGUGGUCCUAAUGUCAACUUUGCUGGAACAGCUGGCCAUGUCCUUAGCCUGUGGAUGACCCUGGUCUCUCUUCUGAGCUGGUGUUCCAGAUCCUCGUGACCCUUAGUGUGAAGGUUACCCAUCUUGGCUCCAUUCUCUUUACUGUCCACUAGGGGUCCUCAAGUUUAUAAUUCACUCUUAAGUGAGGAGACUCUGCAUACUCCACUUUAUCAAGGGCUUUGUGGACAGUGAAUUCCUGGACUUGGCCCCCAUGAUGUCUUCUCUAUACCAUUGGGUGAAUUGGGUUGCUUCUUGCAGCUUUUAGUGUCAAUCUGUUCUGUGUUCCCAGAUUCUAGUGUCUUCUACAUGAAGGCUUUCCAUCUUGGAUGUUCUUCCACUUGCCGUUCACUAGGUGUCGUCAAAUACAUCAUUUAUUCUUCUUCUUUUGGCAGCUUCCAUUAGGAGUCACCACAGUGGAUCAUCUUCUUCAAUAUCUUUCUGUCCU
This is a messenger RNA of Polypterus senegalus (gray bichir), 3177 nucleotides long. Its product is annotated as cytochrome P450 2J2-like. Gene Ontology annotation, cellular component: intracellular membrane-bounded organelle; cytoplasm. Lineage: Eukaryota; Metazoa; Chordata; Cladistia; Polypteriformes; Polypteridae. The record is from RefSeq and is a predicted model, not a curated record. Gene Ontology annotation, biological process: xenobiotic metabolic process. Bases 108 to 1613 code for a protein of 501 amino acids. Gene Ontology annotation, molecular function: heme binding; oxidoreductase activity, acting on paired donors, with incorporation or reduction of molecular oxygen, reduced flavin or flavoprotein as one donor, and incorporation of one atom of oxygen; iron ion binding. The transcript is spliced from 10 exons.